Messenger RNA from Vitis vinifera (wine grape), 982 nucleotides. RefSeq names its product non-classical arabinogalactan protein 30. The record is from RefSeq and is a predicted model, not a curated record. The coding region runs from base 299 to 835 and encodes 178 amino acids. NCBI's taxonomy places the organism in Eukaryota, Viridiplantae, Streptophyta, Magnoliopsida, Vitales, Vitaceae. The transcript has a single exon.
AUAACUUUGAUUUCCACUUCAAAUUUCCUUUGAAGUCAAAAAGUAGGAAGCUUGUAAUUAUAUUUUCUUCCCACUUCCAUUUUCUCCAACUCUUGGUAUAGGAAGAUGCCAUAAAUAGUCAAUUAGAAAAGGGGGAAGGUUGGCUUCACGUAGUAUGAAGCAUAGUGGCCCUCACGUCAAUGAGAAGUUCAACUCAACUAAAUCAAUAUACUAUAAAUACAAUCCCCUUCCAUUAUCUCCUCAUCCUAAAUAGUCAUCUUCCUCAAGUCACAGAACUCUAACCACCUUUCCAACAAUUAUGGAGAGCAGAAAACUCAAGAUUUUCAUCUCAUCCUGCCUGCUUCUCUCUUUGUCCUUCCCUUCAGUCACCAUGGCCGAAGAAAUCCCCAAAAAAACAGAGGAGAAGACAGCAGCAGUGGUGGUGGAAGGCAUGGUCUACUGCCAGAGCUGUGACCAGUUUGGAUCAUGGUCCUUAACUGGGGCUGAGCCUAUCCCUGCUGCUAAAGUCAGUGUCAUCUGCAAAGACCACAAGGAUCAAGUCAGCUUCUACAAGGCUUUUGAGACCGAUGGGAACGGUUACUUCUAUGCUGAACUUGAUGGCUUCAAGAUGAGCCAUAAUAUUCUGGAUCAUCCCCUCCACUCAUGCCAUGUGAAGCUUGUUUCCUCGCCUCUUGAGAACUGCAACCUUCUCUCCAAUGUCAACUAUGGUCUCUAUGGUUCCCCACUUCGCUAUGAGAACAAGAGAUUGUUUGGGAAGCAUUAUGAGGCUGUGAUCUAUGCUGCAGGUCCCUUGGCUUUCCGUCCUGCUCAUUGCCCUCCAAAGACUCAUGACUGAUUUUAUUACCAUUUGUUUGUAAGCUUCGCAUUGAUGUUCAGUCAGUUUCCUUCCAUUUUUUUUAGCUCCUGUUGAUUCAACAGUUCCUUUCCAAACAAGUUGGGAUUUUGUUUUCUUCUUGAAUAAACUGGAUUCAAUUGUAGAAAA